Homalodisca vitripennis (glassy-winged sharpshooter) is the source of this 1513-nucleotide messenger RNA. RefSeq names its product cyclin-dependent-like kinase 5. Bases 223 to 1110 code for a protein of 295 amino acids. Gene Ontology annotation, biological process: protein phosphorylation; axonogenesis; synaptic vesicle transport. Gene Ontology annotation, molecular function: ATP binding; cyclin-dependent protein serine/threonine kinase activity. The transcript has 7 exons. Gene Ontology annotation, cellular component: cytoplasm; nucleus. NCBI's taxonomy places the organism in Eukaryota, Metazoa, Arthropoda, Insecta, Hemiptera, Cicadellidae. The record is from RefSeq and is a predicted model, not a curated record.
CUGAGAAAUUGUUCAUUUCGAGUAAUCGGGUGGACUUUAGUCUGAGUCAACAUUAUCAAAGUUCUCAGUUCAGUGUUUUAUCCAGCUUUUACGUUUUAUCAGUACGUUACAUUAAAACAUUUAUUAAAAAUUUGUUAGAGCCUAAUUAAAAUUGUUGCCGUGUUUAUAAUUUUGCUGUUUGAACAAUUCUUAAAGAUUGCCUUUCUACGGCUAACAUUAACUAUGCAAAAGUAUGAGAAGUUGGAAAAAAUAGGAGAAGGAACGUAUGGAACAGUUUUCAAGGCCAAGAAUAGAGAAACACUUGAAAUAGUAGCUCUUAAAAGGGUCAGACUCGAUGAUGAUGACGAGGGUGUUCCGUCCUCAGCUCUCCGGGAGAUUUGCCUGUUGAAGGAGCUGAAACACAAGAACAUUGUGCGUCUGUAUGACGUGCUUCACAGUGACAAGAAACUGACUUUGGUGUUCGAACACUGCGACCAGGACCUCAAGAAGUACUUUGACAGUCUCAACGGCGAGAUCGAUCUGGACGUUGUAAAAUCAUUCAUGUUUCAGUUACUGCGAGGUUUAGCGUUCUGUCACAGCCAUAAUGUUCUACACAGAGAUCUUAAACCACAGAACCUUCUUAUCAACAAGAAUGGAGAAUUGAAGCUGGCAGAUUUCGGGUUGGCCCGAGCGUUUGGUAUCCCAGUGAAGUGCUACUCAGCAGAAGUGGUAACUCUCUGGUACCGACCACCCGAUGUUCUCUUUGGUGCCAAAUUGUACACUACUUCCAUUGACAUGUGGUCAGCUGGCUGCAUCUUUGCCGAGUUGGCUAAUGCUGGACGACCACUGUUUCCCGGAUCCGAUGUGGAUGAUCAGCUGAAGCGGAUCUUCAAGCUGUUGGGUACACCCAGCGAGGAGACAUGGCCCGGCCUCACACAACUGCCUGACUACAAGCCAUUCCCCCUGUAUCAGCCCACCAUGAGUCUUUUGCAGGUGGUUCCCAAGCUAAACAGCAAGGGCAGGGACCUCCUACAGCGACUGCUAGUGUGCAAUCCAGGGCAGCGGAUGGCAGCAGACGACGCUAUGGCACAUGUCUACUUCGCUGACCUCCCCCCCUCCAUCCGCCAGUGAGCUCCACCCACUCCUCCCUUCUCAGACUGACAGAUUUAAGCGAUUUGACCGUUGCUCAUUCAACACCAAAUAUGUUGUCCGUGUAAAAAAUCUCUGAACUGAUUGGAAAUGUUCAAUUUUAUACCCUCAAAAAAAUCCGAAAUGGUUUUACUGGUAUAUGCCAUAAAGUAACGUGUACUUAUGUAACCACUCAUUCAUUACGGUUGUGUACUGAAACAAAGCUGUUGGUGUUUAGGAAAAUAUAAUUUAAAUAAUUAAUUAUUCACCUAGUUAUCUAAAAGUGGACAUUAACGAUUCUGUUAAAUUUUAAAAAGUGACAAUGGAUUAUGAUCAUUAGCAGUUCAAACUCUAUUUUCAUUUUCGGAUCUCAUGUUGUAUUAAGUAUAAACAUUAGCUACCCAGU